Colletes gigas is the source of this 3237-nucleotide messenger RNA. RefSeq names its product codanin-1 (gene dlt). The coding region runs from base 306 to 2810 and encodes 834 amino acids. NCBI's taxonomy places the organism in Eukaryota, Metazoa, Arthropoda, Insecta, Hymenoptera, Colletidae. Gene Ontology annotation, cellular component: nucleus. The transcript is spliced from 10 exons. Gene Ontology annotation, biological process: chromatin organization. The record is from RefSeq and is a predicted model, not a curated record.
GUCUUAUAAGAGACAUAAACGGUUAGAAUAUGGAACAUUAUGGCAUUAAUAUAUGUAUAUUGAAAAAUAUAAUCUUAUAAUAUUUAACAAUUAUUUCCGGUCAAAAUAUUGUGAUUGCGUAUAUCGAUAUCGUUCAAGAUUUAUUUCAUUAACGACUAAUUCCAAGAAUAAUUGUAAACAUAACCUAAUAAGAAAGUUUUGAAUUUUGCUACGACAACGUCAUGCAUUCGACAAUUUGAGUAAAUGAGUAUGUUUUAAAAUGUUAUGAACGUGAAUAUCUUGGAAACUUGAUCUAAUUACGAACAAUGGGGGAAUUAAAUGUGUGUUUUCAAAUAGACACCGACAAUCGUGAAAAUUUUCCAUCCGCAGUUGCUUUUCGAACUUUCAAAAAUCAAAGAGAUUCGUUUUAUGAAAUAUUUCGAAUAUGGGAAGAGAACCAUACGAGGCCAGGAUGGAUAUUUCAGAUAGCUUUGGGAAGUAAGAUACAAAGUAUGUUGACAUUGCAUAACGAUGCUGUAAAUUACUAUCAUUUUGCAAGAUUAUUUAAGUCUCAACUUUUAAUUUCCUGCAUACAAAAUAGACAACAGGUAGAAGUGGAAGAUGACGAAAGUAUAAGUUUCUUAAAAGCUUUGAAACAUAUAAAUCCAAAAAAGUUAAAUCAGCUUCAGAAGCGAUUGGUAACUCCACAGCCGUCCAAAAAUCAAAUUAUGGGACCAUCUUUUCCAGGAGUGCAAGAAUUUUUUAAAGAUUUUAUACUGUUUGCUUUUAAUCCAAUUUUUUACGUACAUUUAGAAAAUUGUUUGGUUCAUGAAAUAAUGGAAUUGAACGAUACUCAAUUUAAUGGCAGUGAAAUAGAAGAUUCAGAAGCAACAGCUGAUGAGCAAACACAACAAAAUUUUACUACCUGUUUAUUUAGUUUGCGCCUUCUUGCAAAAGUAUUAGGUCUUGUUGUAUCUUUGCCAUAUAGGUCAGAUUCAAAUAAUUUUAAAGAGUUAAUAACAACUCAAGUGGAAGUAAGAAGUAAAGUUUUACCAGUAAUAAAUUUACAUCUUUGCUUGCAUAAUGCAAUAGCAUUAGGAAAAUUAUCAUUGACUGUACCUUGGACAGCAAAAUAUUUGGCUAUGAUGGAUAUUGUAUCUCUUCGGUUACCGCAUUAUACGCAAAUCUUGGAGCUUUUAUAUUAUAUUUAUAAAGCCGUAAAUCAUUCUGAUUUUACGGCGCCUGACAGUCCUAUCUCUCGACAAACGGCAAUUCUUUUGAAACGUACUUUGGGUUGGUUAUUUGAAUUGCCAAAUUUCCCAAAAGAUUUGUAUCCCACUUGGCAAAAGACGUAUAAAGUUAAAGAAUUGCAAAGUCUUCAACAGCUUGACAAACUUUAUGUGCAAAAGAAUGCUUUAUUAGGAGAAUCUGUGGUGCCGGUUACAUCCACCAAAUAUAAUUUGGACAAAUUAGAUAUCAUUAAUGAAAGAACGUUGCGUAUAUGCUGCCCUGUGGUCGAAGUAACCGUUGCCGUAACAAAUUCCAAUGAGAAAGUGAAUCACUACUGUUCGAAUAAACAUAUUACACCUGUUUCUAGUCAGCUUCAUAAGUCUGCCAGAAGCGCAGGUGUAAAGCAUUUAGAGUUGCAAUUAGAGGAAGCAUUUUUUCACGGACAACCGGCAUCUACACGAAAAACUGUUGACUUUGUGGCCGAACGAGUCGCCUCGACUUGUGUUAAGCAUAUAUGUAACACAUUGCUAAUGUCCUCUAGAGAAACGAAUUUGAAUAAUUUUCGAAAAGUUUUGAAAAAGAAGCAAAGCGAAAGGCAAUCGGAAAAAUUAGAAGAACCAUUGCUUAACGAUAUUACAGAUUUCGAGAUAUCUCUAGCAAGUGAUAUGAAUACCUUUGCUACAAAUAUGUCUAAAGAAUUGAAGGACAAAUGCGAAAUGCUUAUACCGACAAUUUGCGAAACACGCGUAGCUAAUUCUAUAGAAUCUCUUUUGGCGGAAGAUUCAUUGGCAUCCGUGAAGGAUAUGUGUAUUAAAAUUGCAACAAGAUUGGCUACAGAACGAAUACAUCAGUGGAUACAGUCCCACAUAAUGGGUGGCUCGUUGUUUAGAAAAGACAUGGAACUCGAGUUAAAUAGAUUUUUAAAGAAUAACGUACCAUUGCAUUCUGUCCAAGAAAAGAAGCAUAAUCCGAAUGCUAUCAGUCCAACAACCAUUACGGACUAUUUGAGAGAAUUCAUGUGGAAUAUACUUGACAAUGCUGGAGCCUCUUUAACGAUAACAUCGGUGUCGACCAUAUUGGAUAAUUUGUAUCAAACUUUGAACGAAAGAGCCGAUCUUGUGGUAGGCCCCGAGAAAGUUUUGUAUUCUCUUAGUAUGGAUUUUGCUUUAUUUCUAGUCGCUUAUCGAAGCGAUCUCCUCACGUCGAACAUUCAAGAAAAGUUUAUAAAGAUAUGGGCGAUGGAUCGUUGGAAAGUUUUGGAAUUGGAUUCUCCUGUACAUAGAAUAUUCAGUCCUAGAAAUAUCAUGCUGUUAGCUCAACCAGAUAAGGAGGAGGUAUGGUCGUUUCUUGGAAAAUUUAUUAAAAAAUUAAUUGCAAAGGACAUUUUAGAUAUCGACAGUCUUAGCGAUCAAUGUGUUGCUUUACUUAGGCAAGAUUGGCCCGUGUCGAUAUUGAAGCAUCUAUCAGGGUGUUUAACGGAAGCUAUAAGAGAUUUUAGAGCAUCGGACGAAACAACAGAGAAAGUGAAAUAUCUACUUGGAUGGAUAGCGGAGACGUAUCACGAGAUGGAAUUUUCCAACGAUUAUAGUCCCGUGGACUGAUCAUCCAUCCAACAGCUGUAUCUUCCUCAAGGAUUAGCAUAUUGUAUAAAUUAUACAAUUUUUAUGUUAGACAUGUAAAUUGCUGUAAAUUAAUUAGUUUAAUGACAAAGGAGGCGUGUAUUCGAUGCACUAACUUCGAAAAUUGUUAUUACAAUACGUAGUUGUAAAUUGACAUAACAAAUUUAAAUUUAUUUUAAAUUGUCUAACAGACGCCAAAUUAUACAUUUCUAAGCAUCAAAUAUUUGACGGGUUUUUUUAGUAGCAUUGUGUACGAAUUGUAUCGAGAAAAUGUUAAAUAUUUGCUCAUUUAUUGUAUGUAUAAGUCUGCACAGAUUUAAAGUUCAACUAACUUUUUAGAUUUAACAUUACUUGUAUAUUUACAGUUGACUGUUGCGUUUUAUUCCAUCGAAUACAUAUUUUAUAGUUA